This is a messenger RNA of Aegilops tauschii subsp. strangulata, 459 nucleotides long. NCBI's taxonomy places the organism in Eukaryota, Viridiplantae, Streptophyta, Magnoliopsida, Poales, Poaceae. The record is from RefSeq and is a predicted model, not a curated record.
AUGGUCGCGCGCCUCACCUGCUGCUGCUGCGCCGCAGCCGCUGUGAGCCGCCCGUGUGCCACCGCGCGCUCCCGCCCCUCGUGCGCGCGCGUCCGCACCGUGGCCUCCUCCCCGCGCGGCCGCGCUCGGCCGCGCCCGCUCCCUGCCACGCUCCGCCCCUGGCCUCCUCCUCCUGCCGCUGCUGCUGCAGCCUCGCGACGCCGUCGCCCUACCACGUCGCGCCGCCGCCGCUCGACUGUCGUCCGCGCCCGUCGUCCGCCCCGCGCGCCCGCACUCGGCUGCAUCGCGCCUCGCGCCCACCUGCACCGCGCCUCGUGCGCUCCCGCUGCCGCAGCCCCGCCAGGCCUCCACGCGCGGCCGUGCCCGCCGCUGGCAGGCCGCCCUGGCUACUGGUCUCGCCCCGGCGCGCUCCCUGCGAGCGAGCGCCCGCCCAGGCGCACGUCGCCCUUCGCCCAUUAG